AUGAUGAAGACGAUAGUACUGGAACAACUUCAGAAACUUACAUUGGAUUGGGAGGUAUUGGAAAAGCAUCAGAUUGCUGUUGGUGCAUCACCACAUGCACGUGUGUUGAAGCUAUGUAUAAGAUUGCUCAUAUGGAUCAAGAGUUUCCCUUGCUUUUGCCACAAGAUAUAGUCAAUUGUUACCUUAUACAUUUUGAUAUCACUCCUAAGUUCGACAAAGUUCGGUGUUACUUAUGGUCCAUUGUCAAGGCUUUUAAAUAUAUCAUAACAAGGGGUGUGCUAUAUGAAAAGGACUGUCCCUUUGUUAAGAAAAGAGGAGAAUGCAUCGACCGCAAUGAGAACACAAAAACUUUCAAGAUAAAAUGUUUUCAGAAAAUUAAGGAUGGAGAUGAAGCAACGCUCCUCUCCUGUGUGAGCAAGCACCCGGUUGGUGCUGCAAUCGUGAUUACAAAAGACUUCUUAAAUUUAAAGAAGAUGACUGAGGACAUGGAAAGGAGCAAAGAUACAAUAGCAGAGAUGGUUCAAGAACGUUAAAUAAUGUUUAUAUAAAUGAAUUAAAGAUCUCUCCCCUGUAUGAUAUAGUCCAUUAUCUACAUGCUACUUGCUAUAUUUCUUGGACUUGCGAAAUGCUUAACUGUUUUUUCGCUAUAUCUUUGAGGAUGAAUCCCUUGAUAACUUGGAUCUUGUAUAAUAUAGUUUAUUAGCUGACAUGUUAAGCUUUGAUGUGGAAUGUAGGUUGUGUUAGAUCAAUGCAUUCAUAUAGCUUUUAAUGAUAAAUAACUUCUAACUGGGGACUUUUUUAAUGAUGUUUGGAAGUUAUUAUUCUAGUCCUUA
This is a messenger RNA of Asparagus officinalis (garden asparagus), 833 nucleotides long. RefSeq lists its product as uncharacterized. NCBI's taxonomy places the organism in Eukaryota, Viridiplantae, Streptophyta, Magnoliopsida, Asparagales, Asparagaceae. The transcript is spliced from 4 exons. Gene Ontology annotation, biological process: proteolysis. The record is from RefSeq and is a predicted model, not a curated record. Gene Ontology annotation, molecular function: cysteine-type peptidase activity. The coding region runs from base 114 to 533 and encodes 139 amino acids.